Molecule: messenger RNA, 3413 nt
Organism: Chara braunii
Lineage: Eukaryota; Viridiplantae; Streptophyta; Charophyceae; Charales; Characeae
Source: the annotation of a GenBank genome assembly
UGCUCCACAAGCUGCCGUUGGUCCUCCUCGUCGUGAUUCUGCUUUUCGUUGUCAUCUUUGUUCAGGUGUGCAUAUUGGGGAGGUUGCCUUCACGUACUCGCAGGAAACGACGGGUGAGGAAGAGCGUGGCCAUGGACGGGCGGUGGCCGAAUCUUGCCACGUUGUCGGACACUUAUCCCAGCCACCGACCUGCGAUCUGCACCGGUGUAGACAGAAGGGCGGCAGGUCCGUCGCCGUACAAAGGACUCCCGCCUCACAUGCAGCCUCUGCCUGAUUCGAACGAGGGGGAGGCGGACGUGGACGUGUGCAACACAGUUCCGUUGGGUAGCAGGUCGACCCAGGAAUGGACAGGUAGCCAGUUGUAUGAUCGGCGCGGAGCGAAGUACAGGCAGUCAUUCACUUCCCUCCUCCACGAAGGUGCCCAGGACGAGGAACGCCUCCCCCCUGUGGAUCUCACAUUUGGCCUGCGGAGAGGGAACCCAUCUUCUGCCACGCACACUGUGCUCGUGAACCCUCAUCCCAACGAUGACGCGGGGCAGGUGGCAUUGGUCGGCAGGGGCACAAGGGGUGGUUCUGCGCCUCAGGAGACGUCCGAGAAGACGAGGGAGCGGCCUCGAGUGCAGGCGACUUGUGGCCCGUCAAUUCCACGCACCACCGGUGGUCGCCAUGAGUGGAUGAACCCCCCUCCUGCGUUCUCCAGGGGCCGCGACACCGUUCCUCGUCCAGUUGAACGGGGUGUGAGUGAGGAAGACUUCCCUUUCGAGGGCGCGCAUGGAGAUGGCAGGUGGGCUUGGAAGGAGUCGAGGCAGGAGUUGUGGCGGCAGCAAGAAGAGUCCAUACCGCAAGGUGUGCAGCGAUUACGCGUGGGCGAGCAGGCCGGGCAAGCAGACGUGGUUGGCGGGGGGGGUGACGUAUGGACAAACGGUGACGAAGUUCAGUGCGACGUUGAGGAGGACGACAGCGGUGACGUGUUCCCAUUGUGUGCGCCAAACAUGGGUGACAGGGGCGGCAGAGGCAGGGCUUCGACGAAUGCUGGGCGGAGGCGGAAGAGGUCGUCGGCGACCUCUGCUGAUGCGGAAGGAGAGGAGCCACACUAUCAGCCCGAGCAAUGUUGCAGACACCGGUGGCGCAGGAGGUGUGCAACUCCCAUCUGCACAGUCGGCGACUCCGGAAUCUGUGGGGGACGGGGAUGCCGCUGGAGAUGGCAACGACGAAGACGACAGCUCAACGCGUGGGGGCUCACAGACGACUGGAAGUCCGGCCGGUUUCGGGAAGAGGAAAAACGUGCGGCAGCAGAGGCCUUAAGCGAGUGCAUGGAGAAGCAUGGGGCAUUGAUGGCGUCAACAAUGGAAAGCGCGAGCAGGAGGCAAUGCGAGGCGAUGGAGAGCGCGAGCAAGAGGCAGUGCUCCAUUCAAAUUCGGCAGUGUGAGGCUAUCGAAGCGGAGGUGGAGGUCCAGAAGCAACACUGGGCUGCGUCUAAUGAAGUUAGCAAGCUUAUGCCAGUGUAUCAUGCGCUGCUGGAAAUAGCGAAGGCUAUACGAGAGCGCCGUGUGGUUGUCGUCUCUUCGUCAUCGCCAUCAUCACUGUCUGUCUUCUCGGCGAUGACGAAUACUCGCAACUCUAGCAAGGGAAAAAGGGAGAGGGAUUCCCAGAAAACGGAAGCUGCCGGCGUCGUGAAGCGGGGGAGGCAUCAGGCGAAGAAGCCCAAGGCAUCAAGCGGCGGUGCUCUGGUGAUCGGGAGGUUUGCGCGGGAAGAGUGGGUUACCGAGGCCAGCAGCGGACAGGACGACGAUUUCGAAUCGGAGGCGGACACAUUUCAUGGGAGGAAAGGGACCUUGCGUGAACUGUCGAACUCACGAAUGGUGAGCGGAGAGGAAGGCGUUGACGGUGGUAAGGAUGGGGGUCACGGGGUUGCGCAAGGCAAGGGUGAGGCGGGCGGCGACGUGGGAGGCGGUGUUGCUGCCAGGGAGGAGCGUGGCCAGCCGAUGACCCCUGGCAUGUGCGGCGCCGUGCCGUCGAAGGACGUUCAGGCGGUCGAGGACGUCGGUAAACACCCGCCAAUGCGGGCGCCUUCAAACCCAGCGACGCCCACGGCGGGACAGGCGAGAAGGGAUGAAGGGGCGGGGGUGAAUGCGGCAGUCAGGGGACAGCUUGCGACGCGCAUUCCCGCAAAGGAAGCCGCAGCGGUGGGGGCCGUCGUUGGUACAUCGACGACAGGCGCGGGGGGGGGCGGUGGCGACGAUCGUGAUGAUGCUGAUGACGACGAUCCCCUCAUUAACAGGCAGAGGCGAUCCGAAAACCUGGCGGCUCUAGAGGCGAAAGUGAAACUGUGGGUGAACGAUCUGCGUUUCUGGAACGAGAUGGAGGGGCAUGGGAUGUUCAAGAUCAUCCAGGAGACGCGCCUGCACCUCAUCGCCCUCGCGAAAGGAGGUGACCGCGCACAGCCACCCGCCGGUGCUGCUGAUGAUGACGAUGAUGUCGACGAUGAUGACAUUGAUGAUGAUGAUGAUAACGGUGACGAUGAUCAUGAUGGUGACGACAACGAUGAUGAUGAUGACGAUGUUCAUGAUGAUGAUGACGAUCGUGAUGAUAACGAUCGUGAUGAUGACGGUGACGGUGACGAUGGUGAUGAUGAAGAUGAUGAUGAUGAUGAUGAUGAAGAUGAUGAUGACAAUGUUCAUGAUGAAGAUGAUAAUGAUGAUGACGAAGGUGGUGAUGGUGAUGACGACAAUGGUGGUGACGAUGACGAUGUCGUCGAUGAUGAUGGGGAUAGGAGCUGGCAUGGUGUGUGAAUAGCGGUUGCGCGCGUUUCGUAGACUGUCUUCUACUUCCUUUGCGUCGAGUCGUUUCCUGUUGUAAAAGCGGUUGCCGAGUAGGGGUGAGAGCUCGGUUUCAUAAAGCUGGCAGCAAAGUGCAGUCGACAUGCACGUCUUUUCAUUAAAGGGGUCACUCAUCGUUGAUUGUGCGGUGUCAUCAACGUCCAUCAUGUCUAUGCGCAUCAUUGAUGCUAAUUUGAUUUCGUGUGCUAUGGCGAACGUUCCUUUUAUAUCGCAGUCGUGUUUUCUUAUGUUUGUUCUUUCCGAUUGCAAAGCUUCCAUGUAAAGCUGUGGGUGAUAAGGUGCAUGAAUUCUGUGUGAGAGAUUGACGUUUUCACUCAGUGACUUUCUUUCUCCUGCACUCAUCGUUCAACCAUUCACAACACUUUCACGAAGAUGAAGACGAAUGAUUGACAACAGAAAAUAUGUACUCCAACAUUUGGACCAUGGAUAUAUGUGGACUCAAAUGAAUGCUAUCAUCAAUGGCUUGCACUCGUUCACAUCAUUACGCACGUAAGUGCGCCCUCAUCUCGGCACGCAGGGCACAUGACAGGGAGGAAAAUAGUCCACGACAAGCAAUAAAACUCAACGAACAGA